Messenger RNA from Sus scrofa (pig), 1641 nucleotides. RefSeq names its product solute carrier family 22 member 6 (gene SLC22A6). NCBI's taxonomy places the organism in Eukaryota, Metazoa, Chordata, Mammalia, Artiodactyla, Suidae. The record is from RefSeq and is marked provisional. Gene Ontology annotation, cellular component: membrane. Gene Ontology annotation, molecular function: transmembrane transporter activity. Gene Ontology annotation, biological process: transmembrane transport.
AUGGCCUUCAAUGACCUCCUGCUGCAGGUGGGGGGAGUCGGCCGCUUCCAGCAGAUCCAGGUCACUCUGGUGGUUCUCCCCCUGCUCCUCAUGGCCUCCCACAACACCCUGCAGAACUUCACGGCCGCCAUCCCCGCCCACCACUGCCGCCCACCUGCUGACACCAACCUCAGCAGGGACACGGAGCUGGAGGCCUGGCUGCCCCGGGACGGCCAGGGGCGGCCUGCAUCCUGUCUCCGCUUCACGUCCCCCCAGCGGGGGCCGCCCUUUCCCAAUGGCACAGGGACCAACGGCACGGGGACCACGGAGCCCUGUACCAAUGGCUGGAUCUAUGACCCCGGCACCUUCCCUUCCACCAUCGUGACUGAGUGGGACCUCGUGUGCUCUCGCAGGGCCUUACGCCAGCUGGCCCAGUCCCUGUACAUGGUGGGGGUGCUUCUCGGAGCCAUGAUAUUCGGGUACCUGGCAGACAGGCUGGGCCGCCGGAAGGUGCUGAUCUUGAACUACCUGCAGACGGCUGUGUCAGGAACUUGCGCUGCCUUCGCCCCCAACUUCCCCGUCUACUGUGCCUUCCGGCUCCUCUCCGGCAUGUCGUUGGCUGGCAUCUCCCUCAGCUGCAUGACACUGAAUGUGGAGUGGAUGCCCAUCCACACGCGGGCCUGCGUGGGCACCCUGAUAGGCUACGUCUACAGCCUGGGCCAGUUCCUCCUGGCUGGUGUGGCCUACGCUGUGCCCCGCUGGCGCCACCUGCAGAUGCUCGUCUCCGUGCCCUUUUUUGCCUUCUUCAUCUACUCCUGGUUCUUCAUCGAAUCGGCCCGCUGGUACUCCUCCUCUGGGAGGCUGGACCUCACCCUGAAGGCCCUGCAGAGAGUGGCCUGGAUCAAUGGGAAGCGGGAAGAGGGGGCCAGUCUAAGUAUGGAGGUGCUCCGGGCCAGCCUGAACAAGGAGCUGACCAUGGACAAGGGCCAGGCCUCGGCCAUGGAGCUGCUGCGCUGUCCUGUCCUUCGCCGCCUCUUCCUCUGCCUCUCCUUGCUGUGGUUUGCCACUAGCUUUGCCUACUACGGGCUGGUCAUGGACCUCCAGGGUUUUGGGGUCAGCAUUUACCUAAUCCAGGUGAUCUUUGGUGCUGUGGACCUGCCUAAGCUUGUGGGCUUCCUUGUCAUCAACACCAUGGGCCGCCGGCCUGCCCAGAUGGCCUCACUGCUGCUGGCAGGCAUCUGCAUCCUGAUCAAUGGGGUGGUACCCCAGGAUCAGUCCGUUGUCCGAACCGCCCUUGCUGUGCUGGGGAAGGGCUGCCUGGCUGCCUCCUUCAACUGCAUCUUCCUCUACACUGGGGAGCUGUACCCCACAAUGAUCCGGCAGACAGGCUUGGGAAUGGGCAGCACUCUGGCCCGAGUGGGCAGCAUCGUGAGCCCGCUGGUGAGCAUGACCGCCGAGCUCUACCCCUCCAUGCCUCUCUUCAUCUACGGCGCUGUCCCUGUGGCUGCCAGCGCUGCCACUGCCCUCCUGCCGGAGACCCUGGGCCAGCCACUGCCAGACACAGUGCAGGACGUGGAAAGCAGGAGGAAAAGACAAAGGAGGAGGCAGAAGCAGCAGCAGGAGCAGCAGAAACAGAUGGUCCCACUCCAAGCCUCAGCAUAA